GAAGUGUUUACAGACUCUGUAUCCCGAAGUUACUGAAACAAAAUUAAGCGUUGGUAGAGACAGUACUGGUCCUCCGGACAGGUGGUAUCAGUUUGGCUUCCUUGGGGUCCAGACCCUCAGGAUACACACUCUGGCUUAGGAGCUGUGGAGCCUGGGCACCAUGCAGUACACUCGAUUUUCCCAAACUCUACAGGAAGGUGAUAACGCAGACAGGUUGGCCCUGCCGAUCCCCACUCUGUGAGAAAGAACCAACAGCACCCAUUUGUCACAGUGUCACCGGGACCUCUAAGCUCUUGAAAAGUUCUUCUCAGCUCCAUAAAGAAGGCACGAGUCACUUGGAGCCCUCAUCAACCACAUGGUCCAGCCACACACCACCAAGUCACCCUGGGCCAAGUCCCUAACCCUGAAACUCUUCAGGGACCCAGCCUGAGGUAGAGCAGAUCCUGGCAGAGUUCCAGCUGCGGGAGGAAGACCUGAAGAAGGUGAUGAGGCGGAUGCAGAAGGAGAUGGACCGUGGCCUGAGACUGGAGACCCACGAGGAGGCCAGUGUAAAGAUGUUGCCCACCUACGUGCGUUCCACCCCAGAAGGCUCAGAAGUUGGAGACUUUCUCUCCUUAGACCUGGGAGGAACCAACUUCAGGGUGAUGCUGGUGAAGGUGGGAGAGGGGGAUGCAGGGCAGUGGAGUGUGAAGACCAAACACCAGAUGUACUCCAUCCCCGAGGAUGCCAUGACGGGCACCGCAGAGAUGCUCUUUGACUACAUCUCCGAGUGCAUCUCUGACUUCCUGGACAAACAUCAGAUGAAGCACAAGAAGCUACCCCUGGGCUUCACCUUCUCCUUCCCUGUAAGGCACGAAGACAUAGACAAGGGCAUCCUGCUCAACUGGACUAAGGGCUUCAAGGCCUCCGGAGCUGAAGGGAACAACAUUGUGGGACUUCUCCGAGAUGCUAUCAAGAGGAGAGGGGACUUUGAGAUGGAUGUGGUGGCAAUGGUGAAUGACACAGUAGCCACGAUGAUUUCUUGCUACUAUGAAGACCACCGGUGUGAGGUCGGCAUGAUUGUGGGCACUGGCUGCAACGCCUGCUACAUGGAGGAGAUGCAGAAUGUGGAGCUGGUGGAAGGGGAUGAGGGGCGCAUGUGUGUCAACACGGAGUGGGGCGCCUUUGGGGACUCGGGCGAGCUGGAUGAGUUCCUGCUGGAGUACGACCGCAUGGUGGACGAGAGCUCAGCGAACCCCGGUCAGCAACUGUACGAAAAGCUCAUUGGUGGAAAGUACAUGGGCGAGCUGGUACGACUUGUACUGCUCAAGCUAGUGGACGAGAAUCUUCUCUUCCGUGGAGAAGCCUCAGAGCAACUGCGCACACGUGGCGCCUUCGAGACCCGUUUUGUGUCGCAGGUGGAGAGCGACUCGGGCGACCGCAAGCAGAUCCACAACAUCCUGAGCACUCUGGGGCUUCGGCCCUCCGUCACCGACUGCGACAUUGUGCGCCGUGCCUGUGAGAGCGUGUCCACGCGUGCCGCCCACAUGUGCUCCGCGGGACUAGCGGGAGUCAUAAAUCGCAUGCGCGAAAGCCGCAGUGAAGACGUGAUGCGUAUCACGGUGGGCGUGGAUGGCUCUGUGUACAAGUUGCACCCUAGCUUCAAGGAGCGGUUCCACGCCAGUGUGCGCAGGCUGACACCCAACUGCGAAAUCACCUUCAUCGAAUCAGAGGAGGGCAGCGGCAGGGGAGCAGCCCUGGUCUCUGCGGUGGCUUGCAAGAAGGCCUGCAUGCUGGGCCAGUGAAAUCCAGGCCACAAGGACAGGGACCUGGGCUCCAUGGGGACUCCAUGCCCCACAGGUGCUCCCAGCCCACGGGGGCAGGAGAUCUAUUCAGCUGCUACCCCCUGGAUAAUAGGGAGAGGCCCCUGCAAGCUGAGCAGGCGUUUCUACAGUCAGUCAAGUGGGACAGCCCUAGGGCUCUCAGCCUGGGGUAGGGGCAGGGGGCUGGGAAGAGGAAGAGGAUCAGAGGCACCAAAGCCUUUCUUGUUAGAAUCAACUACAGAGAAAGGCCUUACACACUCAGGACUUGCAUUUUCACACUUCUUGCCUCUCACAGCAGGGGGCCUGGCCUCCCAGGGGAGUGAGUGCCUCCUGGUCCUUUCAAUGGUCUCACUUCCCUGGGAACACACCCUGCACGGGGAGGUAGCUCCAGCAGCUUGGCCAGACCAGACCAAGGAGAGCAAGGGCUCUCCUAGGAGAGCAAGGGCUGCUAAUCACCCAGCCUGGCUGUUUUCUUGCCUGUGACCAAAGAGGCUGGGGAGUCAUGAAAGACUAACUGUCCAGCUGCAUCGAGGAGACUUUCCAGGCCAAAAUUACUCCCAAAGAGACUGUUUGCUUCAUAUACCUCUGCCCCAGAGUGACUUACGGUUCUGGAAUGAACCCUCCCAGGAGAUGCCGGAGAAUAGAGCCCCAAGUUCCUACCCUAAGGGGACCAGAAAGGGGAAGCCUCUCUUGAACUAUUGGGAGGUCCCCCUCCUUCAAGCAGGAUGGCAUUUCAGCUCUCACAUCCUCGAUUCAGAAGGACAAAGUAUCCCUCUAAGAGACCUCCUAGGCCCCUCUUCCUCAUCCUCCCCAAAUACCAUGCCACCCUCUCUAUGCCAACCCGGGACUGUGGGAGGGAGUUUUUAAUUAAAUAUUUAAAAACACUUAAACAUGGCUUG
Myodes glareolus (Bank vole) is the source of this 2701-nucleotide messenger RNA. Lineage: Eukaryota; Metazoa; Chordata; Mammalia; Rodentia; Cricetidae. The record is from RefSeq and is a predicted model, not a curated record.